AAGUCCUUUCCUAUUCUGAACACUUUUUCAGUGACGCAAAGAACUCGUAAUUGAAUUUACCAGUGGUUAGCAGGGUGUUUCUUACGCGUUGCGUCAACCGGAUUAAACAAGUGAUGGCUUGGAUGGUUUCAUAGCGUUGCUAUGCCAAACUAACAUGUAAAAAAAAUUUUAUACAAUAGUAUGUUAUUAGCAAAAAUUUUGCGGUAUUUAAUAACAGCGCUAAGAUGUCAAGUCUAGUUACUCUCUAGUGCAGUCCUUGAGCAACUAGAGAAUUAUAAUCUUCGUCUGCUGCAGUAUUUAGUUUUGGAAAACACGUGUGCUCGUUGAAUUUGGAUUUUUUCCCCUCAGGUUUUUUAAAGAAAAGUAUGGAAAAUCGCCGGCUCGUUGUAGCAAGAGAAGAUGAACAAGAUGACAGAACAAAAACCUUCAUCUUUAAAGGUGAAGGACAUACCCUGGGCAAUGCUCUUCGUACAUUAAUUUUGAAAAAUCCUGAUGUAAUUUUUUGUGGCUACACCAUUCCUCAUCCAUCUGAAAAUAAACUACAUUUGAGGAUAGAAACAAAAGAAAUGUCUGCUGUUGAUGCUCUCAGAGAAGGACUUGAGCAACUGCAAAGUCUCAGUGACCAUGUGCUGGAAACAUUUGAGACAGCAGUAUCCGACUUUAAAUCAAAACAAAUGGAAGUGUAAUUUCAUAACUGUGUAUUGGUAACUCUAAAUACAGCUUCAAUCUUCAUAA
Molecule: messenger RNA, 735 nt
Organism: Daphnia magna
Lineage: Eukaryota; Metazoa; Arthropoda; Branchiopoda; Diplostraca; Daphniidae
Gene: l(2)37Cg
Product: probable DNA-directed RNA polymerases I and III subunit RPAC2
Exons: 4
Coding region: 366-686 (106 amino acids)
Biological process (GO): DNA-templated transcription
Cellular component (GO): RNA polymerase III complex; RNA polymerase I complex
Molecular function (GO): DNA binding; protein dimerization activity; DNA-directed RNA polymerase activity
Source: RefSeq, a predicted model, not a curated record